AAAUAGCUGGUGAAUUAAGCCAAAGACAUCAUUUUUUGGUAGACCCAUCUCUCCCUCUCUCUGUCUCUCUAAAGAGAAAGAGAAUCUAGGGUUUGUUUUGUGCAGUGAAUCUCUCGCAUCAGCUCCUGGGUGACGGGAUAUGUUCCUAUUUUGGUGUCAAGCAAAGUCCACUUCAUUAGGAUUGAUUAACAUGCUCGUUGGCUCUUUGUGUUGAUAGGGGACCAUGUGAGAUCCUCAUAUAAUCAUAGGAAAGUGUUGGUAUAGUAAUCUUCCAGUAGAAUGGCGACCGAGAGUCCAAUUAGAAUGUCAGAAACUGGUGGAAAUUGGGCUUCCCAUAACAAGCCAGCAAAAUUUGCUCCAUCAUCUGCUAAUAUGACUGCUGAGGAGUUGGAAUUGCUUCUGAGAGACCAUAGGUUUCUUAGCAGCCGAAAGGAUGUUUCCCCCAAUCGAAGUGGAAGUGCACCCCCAAGUAUGGAGGGUUCAUUUUUGGCAAUUGAUAAUCUUUUAUCCCAGCAGGUCUCAAGCAUAACUGGAAGCUUGGCAAGUCUAUCUAGUGUUAUUGAAAGAUGUGAGUCUGAGGAACAAUUGCGUUCUGAUCCAGCUUAUCUGGCUUAUUACUGUGCCAAUGUCAAUCUGAAUCCAAGACUUCCUGCUCCACUUAUCUCAUGGGAGAAUCGACGUCUGGCACGCCACAUCGGUAGUUUCAGUCCAAACUUGGGAGUGGUAGAUGACAGUGGUAAUGGUUUGUUUCAUAUGUCUCCAGCACCACUGCCAACACACCAGGAAGAGUCAGAGGAUGAUCAGAGUCCCCCACAGGCUUUGAAUGAUUGGGUAGAUAAGACAAAUUCUGGAGACGAAGCAGCUCAAUUGACAGGACAACAGAAAAAUGAAGGUUCUUGUGGAUCUACUUCACCUGUAGAUAAUCAUUCUCCUACCUUAAGCAACGGGUUUCCUGGGGACUUUAAUCGGGGUGCCGUUCCCAAUUCCUUGCAUCAUCUCCCUGUUAAUAAGAUGAGUCCAAGUAGGUGCACUGUAGAUGAAGAACGUGCAGCUGAUACAGUGCUUCCACUAAACACUGAAUCCUCAUCCAGUCCUGUUGCAACUUCAAUGUCUCAUGUUCAUACCAGGAGCACAGGUGCUAAUGAUGUGGGUGUUACCCCUGUUGAAUCUGGAAUGAAGUCUCUCAGUAAAUCAAACAUGCCAGAAAAUCAAAAGAAUCAAGUACAGUGGCCACAUAGCUACCCGAACACUUCCCUGCAAUACCAGAUACAGCAACAGCAAAUCAAUUUAUGCCAAGUUCAAAAUGCCACAUCUCACAUAACUCCUCAAGGGGUUCAUUACACUUAUGCUGGCAUGGAUCGCUAUCUCCCUCAUAUCUCCAAGUUCGCAGCAGAUGCACAGCCAGUGCUCCAGACAUCAGGGUUUGCACACCCACUCUAUGCAAAUUUCGCAGCUUACACAAGUGGAACACAUCCAUAUUACUCAAAUUUUCAGGCACAGAGCUUUGUUUCUCCACAAUAUGUAAGCGGAUAUGCUUUAAGUACCCCUGGUUAUUCUCCAUAUGGUGGUGGAUAUCAUCCUGCAGGGACUGUUCCUGUUGUUGUUGAGGGAACUGUGGGUUCAUGCUUUAAUGCUCGAACAUCUGUGGGAAGCAUUUCACCUGGGGCUGAUUUGCAACAUAUGAGCAAGUCAUAUGGGCAGCUUGGGUUUCCUACACAAACUUCGUUUACCGAUCCUAUGUAUAUGCAAUACUAUCAACAGCCAUUUGUGGAAUCAUAUGGUGUUCCUGGUCAGUAUGCUUCUUUGGCAUCUAGAGGUGGUCCUGAUUUAAACAAAACAUCCAAUCAUGGUGCUAGUUUGGAUAACCUGAAAAUCCAACAUCAAACGAAUGGUGGGCCAGGGAAUUUGAACUCACAAAGAGGACAAGUAAGUGUCAGCUAUUAUGGAAACGCGCCAAGUGCCGGUGUUUUGAUGCAGCACCAUAACUCCCCCUUAAAUAGUCCUGCUCUGUCAGCAUCAUCCAUUGGUUCAGGAAGAAAUCCUGGAUUAUAUCAUGGGCACCUAGGCUCUGGGAGUCUUCAUGACACCAAAAUUUAUAAUUUUCUUGAGGAGUUGAAAUCUGGCAAAGGCCGCAGAUUUGAGCUAUCUGAUAUCACAGGACAUAUUGUUGAAUUUAGCGCUGAUCAACAUGGGAGUCGAUUUAUCCAACAGAAGUUAGAAAACUGUAGUAUUGAAGAGAAGGCUUCUGUAUUCAGAGAAGUUCUCCCACAUGCUUGUCAAUUAAUGACUGAUGUUUUUGGUAACUAUGUGAUUCAAAAGUUUUUUGAGUAUGGAAGCCCUCAGCAAAGGAAGGAUCUUGCCAAUCAACUUUCAGGUCAAAUUUUGCCCCUAAGUAUGCAAAUGUAUGGUUGUCGUGUAAUCCAAAAGGCACUUGAUGUUAUUGAGCUUGAACAAAAAGCAAGGCUUGUACGUGAGUUGGAUGGACAUGUCAUGAGAUGUGUUCGUGACCAAAAUGGAAACCAUGUCAUACAAAAGUGUAUUGAGAGAAUCCCAACAGAAAAGAUUCCGUUUAUAAUUUCUGCUUUCCAUGGUCAAGUUGCAACACUUUCAAUGCAUCCCUAUGGUUGCCGUGUUGUACAGAGAGUUCUGGAGCAUUGCACAAAUGAGCUGCAAUGCCAGUUUAUAGUUGAUGAGAUUUUGGAGUCUGUGCGUGCUCUUGCUCAGGACCAAUAUGGUAAUUAUGUCUCGCAGCAUGUAUUGGAGAGGGGAAAACCUCAUGAAAGAAGCCGAAUGAUUAGCAAGUUGUCGGGUCAUAUUGUACAGCUGAGCCAGCACAAGUUUGCAUCCAAUGUUGUUGAGAAAUGUUUGGAGUACGGUGACGCUGCAGAACGAGAACUGUUGAUUAGGGAGAUUGUUGGCCCUAAUGAUGGAAAUGAUAAUUUAUUGGUCAUGAUGAAGGACCAAUUUGCUAAUUAUGUGGUUCAGAAGACUCUUGAAAUCUGUACAAACAGUCAACGGACAAUAUUGAUUAAUCGGAUAAGGGCUCAUACGCAUGCAUUGAAGAAAUACACUUACGGAAAACACAUUGUUGCCCGGUUUGAGCAGCUAUUUGGAGAGGAAAAUCAAUCAGGAUCCUGAAGCUGUGAGGUGAACCCUCAGUGAAUUUGUGGUUUGUUUGAUAUCCCGGCAAUUGGAGAUAAUAUCACAUGGUUGAUUACCGAGGCAUCCUAUAUAUGGUAGCUGCUACAUGGCCAGGCUGCUUCAGCUCAAGUUCUCACGUGCUUCAUAUUUAUGGUUGUAAGUUUGUAAAUAUAUGGUUCCAGUGUAGCAGUAUUGCCAGUACAUACUAGGGAUGAUUUGUUUGCAAUGCAACUGAUUGGAGUAAUUUGAAAAAUCUUUCCCUCAUGCUGUAGCAUGUCCGGUAAUGUUGAUGUGACAAUGCUUCAUGUU
Molecule: messenger RNA, 3450 nt
Organism: Argentina anserina (silverweed cinquefoil)
Lineage: Eukaryota; Viridiplantae; Streptophyta; Magnoliopsida; Rosales; Rosaceae
Product: pumilio homolog 6, chloroplastic
Exons: 10
Coding region: 280-3138 (952 amino acids)
Biological process (GO): post-transcriptional regulation of gene expression
Cellular component (GO): cytoplasm
Molecular function (GO): mRNA binding
Source: RefSeq, a predicted model, not a curated record